Molecule: messenger RNA, 5250 nt
Organism: Monosiga brevicollis MX1
Lineage: Eukaryota; Choanoflagellata; Craspedida; Salpingoecidae
Exons: 24
Coding region: 1-5250 (1749 amino acids)
Biological process (GO): positive regulation of GTPase activity; Ras protein signal transduction
Cellular component (GO): plasma membrane
Molecular function (GO): guanyl-nucleotide exchange factor activity; protein binding
Source: RefSeq, a predicted model, not a curated record
AUGACAGAUAUUCAAGUGCGAGAGCCCGGCGAGGCCAAUGGCACAACCUUGCCUUUGGGUCAGCGAGGGCGUCUUGACCUGGCUGCUGUUCAAGCGGCUUUGAACAUACCGCUGGACAGCCGCUCGGAUGAAGACACCAACCUCAUCUACACUUUGCUUCAAGCUGUGCCCCUGCUACACGCCCUGCCUGCUGGAGCGGUGCGGCGUCUGAGUCAGGUGGCCGAGGCCGUUCAAUAUCACAAGGGUGACACCAUAUUCAGGGCUGGUGAAUCUGUGCAAGCCGUGUAUGUGGUCGUGCAGGGUCGGGUCAACUGUGGCAAGGCAUCCCGCACUGCUGGUGAUUGGUUGGCUGAGGGUUUCAGCCCAGCUCCCGCUACCCAGCACCGUGGCACGGCUGUUGUCGUGGGAGAACCCUGCACUUUGGCACGGAUACCCAUCGAGCAGUAUGAACACGCCAGGUUACCACGCUCCCCGAGCACUCAAGCCUCUCGUCACAUAGCCACCGAAGAACUGGUCCUCACGCCUCGCGUGAUUGGUGAUCCAGCCAGCAUUGCGCUCCCAGCCCUGCGCGUUCUUCGUCUGGGCAUCAACCCCGCCACGGGUGCUGAUAUUUCCACAGAGAGCAAUGCUUUGCCACCGCUGCCCCCUGCACCGCUUGUAUCGUCUUUGGCUCUGCAAUCAAAACUAGUUCAAUUUGACCACAGCCUGGACGCUUUUGUCUCAUCCCCGAUCGCGGCCGAGCACAAGCUCACUUUCACACCAAAAUCGGCAGUUCGCAUCAACACACCGAUGCGCCAGCACAACGACCGUAGUCUACUCCUGGAUGCCUCCAUCACUUCAGAACUCCCGGUAGCUGAUGACCCAGACGAUGAGGAUAGUGCUUUGCGACCUCAGAUCCUGUUCAGCACGAUCGAUCCUGAGGACGCCGAGUCUGAGAACCAAGAAGUGCCAGCAAGCUCGCUGGCGUCUUCUCCCAGUAUCGACAAUAAACGCGCUGCAGCAGCCCUGCGCCCCAUCCGUGGCCGCUCCACCGAGACUGGCUCAACCAGUAGAACCAUGUCCAUGCUGAGCUUAGAGGGAUCUUUGCCACAACAGCGAUUCUCAUCGGGUACCAGAAGUCGAAACUUGGCCUCGCGCUUGACCUUACGAGCAUCAAUGUUCAUGCCUGAGGAUCGCGUGCGAUCGGCGCUGGAAAAGCCACCAGAACAACGUCAUGACAAUGACGUCCGUGCGUUAGAGACAGAGCUAGGUCGUUUGACGGUGUUUGCUUUCAUGCCCGAACCAUCCCGACGCAAGCUGUGCCAGCAGCUGCAGUUACAAGAGUUUUACAGCUCUGGCUCAACUGUGGCAACACCCAGCACUGCACAAAAGUUUUGGUGGGUGGUGUACACGGGCAGCGUCGUCGUCGUGCCCUCGGCAGAACAGCAGUCGAGUGCUGGCAUUAUCCUAGAGGAAGGAGAAGCCAUCGGCUUUGGCUGCCCCUUACCCGGCGAGGGUGACUUGGUGGCCACCAGUUCAUCCAACACCCAGGUGUUGCGUGUGACUGCGGAAGAGUACGAGGCGGCCAUGCGUGAAGGUGAUACUGUCACACAGGAGAUGAAAACCAAUGGCAAGGUUGUUGUGAUCACUGAGCGGCGCAGCGUUCCAGGUCAACCAAGCGCCGGACCCAUGCGCGUCAUCAUCAAAGCAUCACGCAACAAGUUGCUUGCGUUUUUGUUUGAGCGAGCAGGCAAAAGCCUAGACUCGGACCCGCAUUUUAUGCGUGACUUUCUACUGACCUACCGUGCAUUCUUGACGCCGGCAGAGCUGCUCAAAGCGACAAAAAAGGCAUUGAGCCAAGUCAAUACUCGGCCGCGAGCCACCGAGGCACUUGAAGUUCACCCGCCUCGAUUCGUGCGCUUGAAUACUCGUGGUAUUCUGGAGCCCAAGGAUGCGCUGCUGCAGCUUGGCUUGACCUGCUCCACCCAACUCUAUGCCGCGGCCAUUCUCUUAGCCUGUCACUCUGAACACGUGUUUUUUCCCCAGCAGCCCAAGGGUUCGCCGCCACCCUACACGCUCGUCGUUUCACGUGUGGCCCCCGGCAGUGUGGCCGAGGAUGCCGGCUUACAAGCGGGAGACAUGCUGCUCCCCAGCCUGCAACAGCAACGUGAUCUUGAUGAAGCGACCCUCCUCGAGCAUGGAGUCGCUCUCUCCGACACUGGAGACGUGGUACUCCUCACCAUGGAUGACGUUUUGAAGGGGGCUUUGGAGCAUCAUUCGCUCACCCUGGUUGCCAUGAACGACCCAACCCUGGCCAUGCACCUGCGACAUGCCGAUUAUGAGUCUGGUUUGAUGGCUGCGUAUACGCGACUGGCCUCGCGCAAGCGAUCGCUGUCCGUCUCCCUUUCGGGCAGCACGGCUGCCUCUGCCACGGGGGGCAACGCCCACCAGGCCACGAGCGUAGGACCCAACCCGGCGACUGGAAUCAGCGACAUGUCUCCGGUCAAGCGCCGGCAUAGCAUGGCCACGAUGGACGCUCCAUCCCGAGGUCGGAAAAACUCCAUGCUACUACCUAGUCCCGUUGGCAUUUUCAAGCGCAAGCGAAAGGAGUCGACGCCAGAAGAACAGGUCCCCGAUUUGAUUGCGCAGCUCUGUGGUCUGCAGGAACACUUUGACCAUGAGCUCUGCAGUGUCCUCAAGAUCUAUAGUCAAGACUGGAGCAAACAUCAUUAUUUGGCUGUUAACCAGAUAACCCGAGCAGAACAAGUGGUGCUAUUUUUGGCACGACUCUGGCAUUUCGAAAUCGCCCCGGACCGAGAACUGCGAUUGCUCGUUCUUCAGCUGGAUGAGCGGGGCGUAGCCCGCGAGUACCUGGUCGAGCAGACCGGCUUUGUCGUCCGCUGUCUCGAGGGGUCAGUACGUUUCCUGCUGGUGGAUGUGCCAGCCGACAUGUCGAGCCCGAGUCGUAUGGAGCGAGCCAGUAGUCACAGCUCCAUCGCCUCUGCUGAGAGCCGACAUACCGACGGGGAUCAGGUGUCAGUUUCGUCACACGAACCCAAGCAUGCCGCAGUUGUGUGUCGAUACGUCAACCUCAACCUGAUCACGGAGAACGUGCGGCGUGAGAUGUUGGACGAGGUGACACAUAACAUUAUGAACGUCAAUGACAUCGACUUGUUGGCUCGAGUGAUAUGCGAAAAGCAAUGGCGCAUGCUGCGCCGCGUGCAGCCAACCGAAUAUGUUGGCUUGCUGUGGCAUAAGCUGCAGCUGGAAACCGCCAACUUGGACGAGUUGACGGAGCAAUUCAAUUGGCUGGUCAGGCUCUUCAAGACUGCCAUCCUGCGACACAAGACGGAUAUCAAGCGGCGCGUGGACCAUCUCAAGAGGAGUAUCAUCCUCGCUCGCACCAUGGUCAAGUUGGGCAACCUCAACGGUGCCUUUGCCAUCGUCUCGGCACUGGCAUCUUCAGAGGUUUCUCGGCUUAAGAAGACCUGGAGUGCUCUCAAGUCGACCGUGCGUCAAGAUUUUGAGAACCUCGAGUCCUUGAUUGAUCCGACGCGCAACAUGGCCACGUAUCGUACCUUGUAUGCUCAGCUGAGCAAGCAGCGCAAAGCCAUUCCCUUCUUGCCCCUUGUGCUUAAGGAUCUGGCUUUCACUCACGAGGGCAACCAAACGACGGUCGACGGUCUGAUCAAUUUUGACAAGUUGCGCAUGAUCUCGCGUCAAAUUCACAAUCUCACUGACAUGUGCCAUGAUUCUGAAGCUGUGCCGGCCAACCUCACUUGGCGUCAGUCGGGCCUCACACUCAAGCAAUUUCAUCAUCGACAAGAGAUGGCUCGUUCGAUUCUGGAGGCCCUUGCCAGCCAGGAUGUGAUCGAGAAUGAAGAGCAUUUCUUGGGGUUGUCUUUCUUCUGCGAGCAGUCGCGACAUUUGUUACGACAUUUGAAAAUAUCAGAUCCUGUCCCUCAAUACUUGGGCAAAGCGGCAAGCCGUCCCUUGCUAGAUCAAGCCCAAGCUAUGCAAAAAUUUGGUCCAACUCACUUGCAGCUAGUUUCAGAGGAGGCCGUAGCCACGGUCCACGAUGCUGGGGCGGAGCAAACUGCAACCGCCCCAGAAUCACAAAAGCCCGAGCUCUCAUCUGAGCCGGUGGCUCGUGUGAUUCUUCGCCGUGCUGAUUCAAGUGUCGCCCGCCACUCGAACGAAGUUGCGGGACAGGUGGGUCAUUACCAUAACCUUAAAGCCAUCGAAGAGCCUGUGGACGUACCAGCAAACUCUGCGGCGGCCAAACAACUUCGAUUCAUCCAAGCUCACAGCAUUUCCAGUCUUGACGGCGGACUGACCUAUGAGGAAAGUGGGUCUGCAGAACCAGAAGCCGCCACCCAAGCCACCUCGGCUCUAUCCAAGGUGACUGCGAUCCAUGGCGACGAUGUUUCUAGUCGCAGCGUUGCAGCAGCUAUUGAAAAUCCCCCAUCAGGGGAUUGCACCGACCGUGACUUAGACAUGGCCUCAGAUAAUGUCCAUGCUGCCGCUCCGGCUGAGGUCAAAGUGGCGGCAUCACGAAAUGACGACAUGACCGCAGAGGCAGUCGCCAACACUGAGGCUGAGCACGAUCAUGACCCCUCCCCUCUCCCACGCGACAAGUGCUCUUUUGAGAACCUGAGCGCAAAGGACGGCGCUAGUGGAAGUUCUACACCCACUUCAGUCCCCAGUAGCCCGCGCCGACACUCGUACCGGCAGCGCACUUCCUCCAGUGGCUCUUUAGAGGGAUUGUCCGAGCGCCCUUUGUUUCGACGACAAUCAGGCAUCUUUGACCCCGAAGCGCUGUCUGCUCGUACGCCUUCGAAGGCACCUUCAAAUAGCCCGCGCCCAACGGAUCUGCCAACGGGGAAAGCGCCUAUUCCACCAACGCGUGAUUACGACUCGGAUGAAUCCGACAGCUCUGCCGGGCCAGCAGCACCGCACAUGGACGAAGAGGACGCUGAGCGUGCCGUCUCUGUCUUUUCCCCGGAGGUAGGGGUAGUGACUUCAGAUCCCCCAGCCCAAGCCACCGAACUAAACAGCGACCAGAUGGAGCAGGAGAUCAGCGAUGGAGUUGAGGAUGACUUUGAACAGUGGCUGCAGGGCAUGAUGGUAUCGGCCCCCAAUGCAGAUGAGGACGCCGUGAAUGAUAGCACCGUUACCACUUCGACACGUGCAGAGCUUGACACAACAGAAUUGGAGACCCUGAUGGCUUCCAUUUUAGCUCCGCCACCUGAAGGUAAGGCGCUUUUGUAA